UAACAUGUAAUUAUCUUUAUAAACUCACACAUUUUUUAACAUUAGUAUUAAUCUACGUUAAAAUGUUGCAUCCUGAGAUGGAAUGUAACAUUUUGACUUGAGCCCCAGGGCUUACUCAAAGUUACCCAGCAAAGUAGAAAUCAGUAUCAGGAUAAACCACUGCAGUGAUUACUUAAAAGUUGAGGAAAAUAUUCUAAAAGCCUUUGCUGGGAGUUUUAUUGACCUGUCUUCCUCAAAAGAAGCAGAUUUGCUGAGUUGUCUGUGUAACUUUGCUGAGUUUGCUCCAAAACCCCCUCAAAUCUGAAACAUGGGUUUUACUCAUCAACAUUAUCGAGAUACUGUAACCUGCCUCAUGAGACGGGCAUCGGGAUGACUGAGAUGAAGCUACACUUUGUCCGGUCACAGAUAUUGUACUUCUCCGUACACCAUACAACCUCAGUGAAUGAAUCAACACAAGGAAGUAUUUUCAUCAGUUUAUUUGUAGAAAUAUAUAGCCUAACAAAUAUUUAUUUGUCCUCUUAACUGUACAUCUGAUCUUCCUACAGUGUUACUACAAAAAUGACUAAUAUCAGAUGGUGUUGGUUUACCUUUUCAUUUGUCAUGACCAUAAACUGUAUAAAACAAGGUUAUGACAUAGAAUUAACAUUAUGGCAUGGGUCUAGGAUUUUUUUUAAGUGUUAUGCUGUAAGCCAGACUGUUUGUGUGCAUUUUCUCAUACACAAUGGUGUGUCCCUUGGUUUUGCUCAUUCUUAGAAUUUAUUAUGUAUGUGCUAUAAAGCAUCGGCCUGUAGGUGGCAGAAUAGUAAUAAUUAUCUGUAGUAUUCUUGCCUCUUUUUUUCACUUGACCGGACAUCCAUGAGUUCCACACAUUUUUCCAGUCCAGGUCCACAUGUGAUUGUCCUAACACAGCCCUUUUAACGGGUUUACUCUACAAAGCCGAUGAAUUCUUUAUUUCUUUUCAAAUUAUACUAAACCUGAAUAAACUUAAGUUUAGACAUUUAGCCUGUUUGGUAGGACGCUGUUUUACAAGAGGAAACAAACAGAAUCGGACCCGUUUUAUUUUACAGUUCUAUGGCAUAAUGCGCCAAAAAAUCGUUUACUAGCAAGACUUCAAUCCAACAUCAUCUCCGGAGUCAGUUUUAUACGAGCCACCUCACAUGUCACGUGGGCAGUUUAGAACUCCUCUGCCCACCGGAGCCGAUCCUGCAGGAGAAGACGUUGGAAGCUUGAUUGACGUUCUGUGCAUCCAAUCACAGCUCGGCGACGUCGACUCGUCGGCCAAUCGGCUGCCUAGAGGAGGUAAAGGGUUUUCAUGGAUGGAGUCCGCCUGCAUCGACUAUAGUGAAGUUAAAACAAGGACACAGCGAAAACUGAACGUGUUAAGAUGUGUUUAAAGUAGUUUUGAAGUCAGACGUGCAUGACAUUUAACACUUGCACGGUGUUACAGCGAAGGAUACAGCAAUUAUUCAGGGGACAAGUCAUAACAUGGAAUGUGUGGCGGUGUAGCUGAUCCCCUUCAUGCUGCUGUCUGAAGAGCUUGCGUAGGAGAAGAGCAGCAAGCAUGGACGUGGAAGACUUUCCUCCCCCACCUCCUGAAUUGUUAGUAGACAACGUCUCCUUUGCAGAUGAAGUUGAGGGAGAAGCCUUUGACUUUGAAGAUAGUGGGGAUGACAUCCCUGAGGCUGACCGCCCACCUGCUGCACCUCCAGCUCCUCUAGCCCCAGGUAGCAAGGAUCAGAGCCAGGACAAGAUGGUGGCAAGUCAGUCCAAGGGCCCUCUUCCCUGCGCGGACCCCCCAGCACUUUCCACCAUAUCCGACACAGCUCCAUCAUCAGCAGACACAGCAGUUGCCACAAGCAGAUCCUCCACAGCAGGUGGAGCAACAACAGAAGGAGAGGGGACAUCUGCUGCUGAGGGGACUGAUGACAGGGAGACAGAUUUACCACCACCUCCACCUCCUCGUCUUGAAGAUGACGAAACAGAGACAGAUCCUGGAGAAACAGGCAGGAAAAGCAAGGAUGCAUCCGUCAAUGACCCUCACCCUCCACAGGCUGUCCUCAAGACCUCCUCCCAGGGCAAAGUCAACCCCUACUCUGUGAUUGACAUCACUCCUCUACAACUGCAGCAGCUUGAGCAGCAGCACGGACCCUCCUCUUCCGCUUCCUCACCAAUGGAGCCCAAAGAACGAGAAGGAGAAGCACAGGAUAUCCACAGUGGCCCUGUUGGCAUCACUUCAGGAUACUCAGUCCCAGUGCCCUGUGGCUAUGCAACCCCCUCUGGCGUACCGCUCAUCAUGCCAACUUACACCACACCCGUCAUCAUUCGACACCUCUCCAUGGAUGAGGAUGUCACUGUGGUUGGGACUGGCAACACCUCUGGUGACAGUGUUUUCAGUGAAGAGUAUCCACCUAUUAGAGAAGAGGAUGCUUUGGCUAAAUGGGCGUCAGAUCCUGCCAACACUGCAUGGAUGGAAAAUCCAGAUGAGGUGAUUUACGAUGAUGUGCCCAGAGAGAACUCUGACUCCAACACAGAUCCAGAUGAGAUGAUCUAUGAUGAUGUGGAGCUUGGCGAGGAGGGUGGCUGCAACAGCUCCCUCGACAACGGCUGGAGCUCUAGCGAGUUUGAGAGCUACGACGAGGCCAGUGACGGGGAAGGCCGCCCUGAGAACGGCCUGCCCCACGCCUUCAUGAGAGGAAAGCCACCGCAGAGGAAAACCCAUCUCUCUCAAGAUCUGACACGCUUGAAAGAACACUAUGAGAAAAAGAUGAAAGAUCUAAUGGCAAAUACAGUGGGAACGGUAGAGCUGCAGCAGCUAAAACAGAAACACGAGCAGAAGAUGCAAAAGCUGGUGAAGGCAGCUAAGGAAGGGACCAAAGAUGGGCUUGAGAAAACCAAAGCUGCAGUGAAGAAGGGGCGCUCUUUCAUCAAAACCAAGUCUUUCUGUCAUGAGAGGAAGUCGGCCUGUUUUGAAGAUGAGGAGUCUGAACUCUUCAUUGAAGUCGACUGUUUCAAUGUUGAGCCAGUACUGUGUCCAGCACCAGAGGGUCUUUCACAGCAACAGCUGGUGAGAAGAUGUAUAUUGGGAUCUAUAUUGGAGAGUGAAAAGAACUAUCUUGAUGCACUGAAGAGGAUAUUAGAGCAAUAUGAAAAGCCCCUGUCCCAGCUUGAGCCGAGGCUGCUGAGCGACAGGAAACUGAAGAUGACCUUCUAUCGAGUGCGUGAGAUCCUGCAGUGCCACUUCCUGUUCCAGAUCGCCCUGGCAAGCCGUGUCGCUGAAUGGGACAGCUUGGAGAUGAUUGGGGAUGUCUUUGUGGCGUCGUUCUCAAAGUCCAUGGUGCUGGAUGCCUACAGUGAGUAUGUGAACAACUUCAGCACUGCAAUGGCAGUGGUAAGGAGGUCGUGCGCCUCCAAACCUGGCUUCCUGGAAUUCCUCAAGCAUCGUCAGGAGACCAGCAGUGACCGAAUGACCUUGUAUGGCCUGAUGAUGAAACCUAUUCAGAGAUUCCCACAGUUCAUUCUGCUCCUUCAGGACAUGCUGAAGAACACACCUGUGGGUCAUGGCGACCGUCUGCCCCUGCAAAUGGCCCUGACCGAACUGGAGACACUGGCAGAGAAGCUCAAUGAAAAGAAGAGGGAAGCUGACCAACGCUGCGAGAUCCGUCACAUUGCAAAGGCCAUGAACGAACGCUACCUCAACAAGCUUCUGAGUAAUGGCAGCCGCUACCUGAUCCGCUCAGAUGACAUGGUGGAGACGGUCUACAAUGAGCGUGGUGAAAUCAUCAAAACCAAGGAGCGACGCCUCUUCCUGCUCAAUGAUGUUCUCAUGUGUGCCACGCCCAACAUCCGAUGUCAGGAUGGCAGUGGGGGUGGCAGUGGCAAUGCCCCAAUCGACCAGAAGUUCCUUCUGAAAUGGAGUGUGCCGUUGAGCUUCGUGGAAGUGUUAGAGUUUGGAUCCAGCGAGGACAUGGCCGACAACAGCCACUAUCCAACACCCCAUUCUGGGGAGAAGGUGGUCAUCAACGCUAAGCCAAACAAGCUGUAUAUGGGCCCUGGUCAGCUGUACCAAGACCUGCAGAACCUAAUCCAUGACCUGAGCCUGGUGAACCAGAUCUCCAGUAUGAUCAGCAGCCUCAAAGGAAACUACCAGGUACUGUAUGACUGUACUAAACACAAGCUCUGAGUUGAAGUCCCAUCA
This is a messenger RNA of Micropterus dolomieu (smallmouth bass), 4195 nucleotides long. RefSeq names its product Rho guanine nucleotide exchange factor (GEF) 10 (gene arhgef10). Gene Ontology annotation, cellular component: centrosome. Gene Ontology annotation, biological process: actin cytoskeleton organization; positive regulation of stress fiber assembly; mitotic spindle assembly. NCBI's taxonomy places the organism in Eukaryota, Metazoa, Chordata, Actinopteri, Centrarchiformes, Centrarchidae. Bases 1562 to 4180 code for a protein of 872 amino acids. The transcript is spliced from 19 exons. The record is from RefSeq and is a predicted model, not a curated record. Gene Ontology annotation, molecular function: guanyl-nucleotide exchange factor activity.